AUGGUGCUGGACUCAGGGGCUCAGGUGUACGAGCAGACACCCCCCAGCCCACCAGCCAUUCCCUCGUCACUGCGGCCUAGACUGAAGCCCUCAGACAGAGAUGGGCCAUCCCUGUACCCCUGGCCUCAGUCCCUGGCCUUGCCUCUGGCUCUGGCAGUCCCCUCAGCACUACAGCCCCAAUCUAAGCAGCAGCCCUUCUCAAAGCUGCCCUUGGGCCACCGUAGCCACAUGUGUCGAAGUGAGAGCACCCACUCCAUAAAUAGUACUGGCCGGCAGGGACGUGGCACCCAGGGACAGGCCCCAGCAAGGCGGAGCCGGGACUCCAGUUGGGGCGCCCUACGGCCUGCGGCUUCCUUGCCUCACAUUGCUAAGACUCAGAGGAACGCGGGCAAUGGGGCCAGCAAGAGCCCCUGCAUGCUGGUGGCCCUGCGACCAACGAACAUGGACCGCGAGCGGGACAAGUUCUUCCAGUCCCAUUACACCUAUAACCCACAGUUUGAGUAUCAGGAGCCCAUGCCCACGGCUGUGCUGGAGAAAUAUUGUGAGGCCUCUGGACAGUUCAUCCAUCAGGCAGUUGGCAUCAUCGAGGCUGUCCUGGAGAAGUUUGGCACCUAUGAGCACUUUGAGGCUGCCACUGGGGGCCAGCUGCUGACCAAGUGCCAGAUUUGGUCCAUCGUGCGCAAAUACAUGCAGAAGGAGGGCUGCGUUGGGGAGGUCGUGGUGCAGCUGAGUGAGGACCUGCUGUCCCAGGCCGUGAUGAUGGUGGAGAACAGUCGACCCACACUGGCCAUCAACCUGACUGGAGCCCGCCAGUAUUGGCUGGAGGGCAUGCUGCGGCACGAAAUAGGCACCCACUACCUGCGGGGCGUGAACAACGCGCAGCAGCCGUGGCACAGCGCUGAGGGCCGGCUGCGAUACGGGCUGCGGCCGGCCAACCCCACCGAGGAGGGCCUGGCCAGCCUGCACAGCGUGCUGUUCCGCAAGCAGCCGUUCCUGUGGCGCGCGGCGCUGCUCUACUACACCAUCCACCGCGCGGAGCACAUGUCCUUCCGCCAGCUCUUCCAGGACCUGGCGCGCUACGUGCAGGACGCGGACGUGCGCUGGGAGUACUGCGUGCGCGCCAAGCGGGGCCAGACCGACACCUCGAAGCCCGGCUGCUUCAGCAAGGACCAGGUGUACCUGGACGGCAUCGUGCGCAUUCUGCGGCACCGGCGGACCAUCGAUUUCCCGCUGCUGACCUCUCUGGGCAAGGUAUCCUAUGAGGAUGUGGACCAGCUGCGGCCCCAUGGAGUGCUGGACAACACCCGGGUGCCCCACUUCAUGCAGGACUUGGCACGCUACCGGCAGCAGCUGGAACACAUCAUGGCCACCAACCGGCUGGACGAGGCAGAGCUGGGCCGCCUGCUGCCCGAUUGAUGCUGGCUGGGGGCCAGCCACAGGUAGCGGCCCUGGACAGAGGACUGCAGAUCAGCUCCCAGAACAUGAAGCACUCUGCUCUGUGCUUUCACGGCCCGGUGUUUCUUAGGGGCACUGGGGGAGGUGGGAGACAU
Messenger RNA from Lepus europaeus (European hare), 1550 nucleotides. RefSeq names its product microtubule associated tyrosine carboxypeptidase 1 (gene MATCAP1). The record is from RefSeq and is a predicted model, not a curated record. The coding region runs from base 1 to 1416 and encodes 471 amino acids. Lineage: Eukaryota; Metazoa; Chordata; Mammalia; Lagomorpha; Leporidae. The transcript is spliced from 6 exons.